UUGGGGGGUUUUGGCGCGUAGGCGAAUGCGAUGCAGCCCCAACAGGCGAUCGUCACGGAGCCCCUAGAUGUUGGGGACGCCGGUCACCCUUGCCUCGUCUCCUCUCGGCCUUUGUCGGAAUCGUGCGGCGACGGCGAUGAUGAUGCGGCGUGGAACAGCAGCGAGGCGCAGCAGCGGCAUCGUCGCCAGCAGCCGUCGCAGCAGCAGCGGCAGUAGUAGCGGCAGCAGCAGCGGCAGCAACAGAGGCAGCGGGAUGAGCUAAACGAGGAGACGGCAGUGGGGCAUUGAAGAACACGGGGCGAGCGAUGUUUGGCGAGUCGAUCCGGGCACGGUCUUGACUCGCGCGCUUAUAGGACAAAAGGUCCACACACACACACACACACCGACACACUCUCCACUCCACAGCUAAGGGGGCUGAGUGAGCGAGUCAGCGUUAGAGGCGGUGAGCGUAUCGGUCUAACGAUUCAUAAUUGCAACUUAAUGAGAAUAUCAUUACAUCCGUGUAGGUGAACAUCCGAGGCGGACGUCUUAUAUAUGUGAUUUCGCUUUCUUUAUUUAUUUCACAAGCGGUGGACAAGACCCACAAGGUCGCUUCCAAUCUCCUCGCUGCUGUGACCGGGGACGGCCGGACCGACAAGGGUGGUGGUGGUGGUGGUCGUGGUGUUGGUGGUGUUGGCAGAGUCGACGACGACGACGACGAGGAAGAGCGAAGGACGAGCCGAUGCCGCCGCCGGAUCGAGUCUAGGCACCUCUCGGAGCAUGAACGAGGACGUCUCCAACUUAUCGGCGCGCCUCACCCCCUCGGCCGCGAUGAUCAUGGAGGGCUCCGUCGACGGAAGCAACUCCUCCUCGUCCCUGGCCGCCGCCUCCGUGGUGCCCAGCUUCUCCUCGGUGAACCCCUGGGACGUGGCGCUGUGCGUCACGGGCUCGCUCAUCGCGUGCGAGAACGCCGUGGUUGUCGCCGUGAUCGUCCACUCGCCCGCGCUGCGCGAGCCGAUGUUCCUGCUCAUCGGCAGCCUCGCCACGGCCGAUCUCCUCGCGGGCCUGGGCCUCAUCUUCUACUUCGUGUUCCAGUACGUGUACCAGUCGGACGCGUCGAGCCUGGUGAGCGUCGGCCUCCUGGUCGCCUCCUUCUCCGCGUCCGUGUCCAGCCUGCUGUCCAUCACCAUCGACAGGUACCUGUCGCUCUACUACGCGCUCACCUACCACUCGGAGAGGACAAUGUCGUGCACCUACAUCAUGCUCGCCACCACGUGGGGCGCGUCGCUCGUACUCGGCGCGCUGCCCUCGCUCGGCUGGAACUGCCUGCGCGACUUCGCCUCGUGCAGCAUCAUCCGACCGCUCACCAAGAACCACGUGGUCUUCCUCUCCGUCACCUUCCUCUUCGUGUUCGCCAUCAUGCUGCAGCUGUACGCGCAGAUCUGCAAGAUCGUGUGCAGGCACGCGCAGCAGAUCGCCGUGCAGCACCACUUCCUCGCCACGUCGCACUACGUGACCACCAAGAAGGGCGUCUCGACGCUUGCCAUCAUCCUGGGCACCUUCGCCGCGUGCUGGAUGCCAUUCUCCAUCUACAGCCUCAUCGGCGACCUCAGCUUCCCCAGCGUCUACACGUACGCCACGCUGCUGCCCGCCACCUACAACUCGGUCAUCAACCCCAUCAUCUACGCGUUCCGCAACCAGGACAUCCAGAAGGCGCUGUGGAUCCUGUGCUGUGGAUGCCUCUCCACCAACGUGCCUUUCCGCGCGCGGACACCAAGCGACGUUUGACCGCUGCCCUGCCCUGCCCUGACCCCGCGCGCCCCACCACUCGCCCCGUUGUGAGGAGGUGGUGGUUGCGUUGUGUAGUAGUGGUGGUGGCCACUUUGGUUGUCAAAGUGAGGAGUGCUGGAGGUAGUAGUGGUUGUCAGUCUGUCUGCCUCUCAACGUGAGAUGGCUGCUGCUGCUGCUACUACUGGUGGUGGUGGUGUAGUUGUGGGUGGUGGGCGGUUUCUUUCUCAACGUGAGAGCGACUGCGUGGCUGUCAACGUGAGGACCCGUGGUGGUGGUGGUGGCACUGCUGGUACUGCUGCUGGUGACUCACAUUCUCAGCGUGAGAGCUGCAAGCUGGUCAGUCAAGUCUUCUCCCCCCCCACGGGAGCGCUGUGUGACACGUGUGCCCCACGGAUGGACGGAAGAACACACGGGAGAGGUGGAGUGAUGGGCGGAGCGAGAGGGAGACGCGCGCGCACACACACACACACGACGCCUCGGUCACUCUCUCAAACUCAUCGGUGGCGUCACGCCGCCAAUGACUCACCCAGCGGAUGAUGGCGCAACAGAUACCCAGGCUGGUCCUUCACGACGCUAAGGGGGGCGGUGGAGGUGGGGGGGGGGGCCUCGGAGGUGCAACCUUGACCGUGGCGUCGUCAUCGUCAUCGAUGUUUUUGUUUUUUAAAGAGUCGUCCCGCUCCAAAAAAAAAAAACAUAAAACGAGCGCGACCAUCGGAUGGACACAAACAUGUUAAGAAAUAAGACAAAACGUACGAGCGGAUUUCAAGAGCAGUGCGAGCGAAACAAUCUCAGAGUGCAGCUGCGCCCACCUCUCGACGUGGAUUAUUUAAAUGAUGUCAUUGUAUAUUUAUUUAUAUAUUUAUUUGCUUAGCCAAUUGGGUAGAGCGCGGACUCACUCUCUUGAGGUGGCGGUGAACACGCGGAUUCACCCACGUGCUCUGUGCGCUCCACGUGCUCCACGUACUACCACGUGCUCCGUGCGUCCCACGUGCACCACGUGCUCCACGUGUUCCGUGCGCUCCACGUGUUGCGUGCGCUCCACGUGCACCACGUGCUCCACGUGCUCCACGUGCUCCACGUACUACCACGUGCUCUGUGCGUCCCAUGUGCACCACGUGCACCACGUGCUCCACGUGCUCCGUGCGCUCCACGUGUUGCGUGCGCUCCACGUGCACCACGUGCUCCACGUGCACCACGUGCUCCACGUGCUCCGUGCGCUCCACGUGUUGUGUGCGCUCCACGUGCACCACGUGCUCCACGUGCACCACGUGCUCCACGUGCACCACGUGCUCCACGUGUUCCGUGCACUCCACGUGCUCCGUGCGCUCCACGUGCACCACGUGCUCCACGUGCACCACGUGCACCACGUGCUCCACGUACUACCACGUGCACCGCGCGCUCCACGUGCUCCACGUACUACCACGUGCACCGCGCGCUCCACGUGCUCCACGUACUACCACGUGCUCCGUGCGUCCCACGUGCACCACGUGCUCCACGUGGUCCGUGCGCUCCAUGUGCGCUGGAUGGGUGGGGGAAGGGCGUGGCUUUGGUGUUGAGUGGUCGCUGCUGUCUCUCUCAGUCCCGCGUCUCGAGUGAAAAUCCGCAGACACGAAUUCGCAUGUUUGUUGUUGUUGUUGUGGUGGUGUUGUUAGCAAACAAACAAAAAAAGCAGGGCAUGAUUGUGAUACUGCAGCCUGUAUCUGUGAAGUUGUGGAUCGUGGCGGGGGAGGGGGGGGAAACUAGUACCGGACAAAACAAGUCCGGACUAAUAUAUUUUUUAUUUUUCUGGGCGAUGAACGGUGCUGGGUGCGAGGCGGGUUUUCCAUACAUCGCGCGGAGUCAGUGCAGAUAAAAUUUAUUUUUUAUUUAAAUCAUCUCGAGCCUCCUGUAAAUCACGUGACUGGUGUGUGGCCACCCCACUCCUAACCCCUCCCCUAGGAGUGGAGGGGGGGCCGGGGUUGACCAUACUUCACCACGCUGCUGAUUAGUGGGGGUAGAUGCAUGCCGAGGUGGAGCACAUACGACGUGCAGAGCAUAGAAGUGCAGUACAACAACCGUGGCAUUCGGCCGCAAGUACUGCUCUCCGCUGCUUACACAGAACUUAGCCGCCCCCCCCUCCUCCUCCCCCCUCGGCAGCCUAUAACACCUGGUAUUGCCACGCGGUGUUGGGUGUUAAUGGGGACCACGCGAGCAAUUAAAAUGUAACAGGAACACUCGCGGAGACACUGAAACACUUUUUUUUUGCGUGACCACGUGGGGAGAGACCACAGCGCGAACCGGCCACCACCGAGACCUCGUAAUGCUUGUCUCAAGGUCAAGGGGUCACAGUUGACUUAAACUGAAACGGUAUGAUCUAGGUUAAGGCCACACUUGAGCUACGUUGCGUUUUUUUUUUGGGGGGGGGGGGGGUAUUUUAUUAUCUUUCAGAAGCGGCCUGGCCAUCGCAAAUGAUCGCCCAGCGAAGUGGCUGUUGUUUUUUUUUUUUUACAAAGUGUUUCUCAUGUUAGUCUUGUAAUUCACAUUGGGGGAGGGAGAGUGGUGGCGCAAUGGUUAGCGAACUGUACAGGGUGCUUCAAAAACAAAUGUUAACAUUUCUGAGAAUUUGCUAAAAUACCACAAUAAAUGUGCUGUUGCCUCCGGGCACUGGAGAUAACCUGGAGAAGAUUCCAGGCACGCGUUGACAACGAUGGCGAACACGUGGAGACUCUUUGGCUUUUUGAAGCUAUGAACAUUACAUUUGUUAUCAUGUUACAGUGUAGUAUCCGUUCUUUUCCAAUAACAUAGUCCCAUGUAAGCGUUUACAUGUUUUUGAAGCACCCUGUACUAUUAACCUUAAGGUCUGAGUUCGAUUGCCUGCCGCGGUUAACAUCAGUGGCGAGCAAUACCUGAACUAGUCCUGGAUGUCAACCGGCAUUUGACCAGCGUGGUGAAGUAUGGUCAAACAAACAUCGCCCGUAGCCAUCAGUGGAUUGACAAAAGUGGAUGUGUGCAUUCAAAACAACAGACCAAUGCAACGCCAACACGCUACGGAUUUCUCUCUCUCUCUCUCUCAAUUGCGUGCAAGAGUAGGCCACAUAGCCCCCUGACGGAGACCCUUCUUGUAGCGGUGCCGUGCGCAAGCAAUUGCAGGGCUGCGCCUUGACCUUUUACAUUGUCGCGGGUCUGGCGGAUAGGUCGGGCACCACAGUGGCGAGAUGUUAACUACCUCGCCUGGUAUGCAGGAGGUCGUAGGUUCGAUCCCGACCCUGACGCCAGCUGCUGUAUAUGGAGUUUGUGGUGUCUCUCUCUCAUCAUCAU
This is a messenger RNA of Petromyzon marinus (sea lamprey), 5067 nucleotides long. Its product is annotated as G-protein coupled receptor 12-like. Gene Ontology annotation, biological process: G protein-coupled receptor signaling pathway. The record is from RefSeq and is a predicted model, not a curated record. Gene Ontology annotation, molecular function: G protein-coupled receptor activity. Gene Ontology annotation, cellular component: membrane. NCBI's taxonomy places the organism in Eukaryota, Metazoa, Chordata, Hyperoartia, Petromyzontiformes, Petromyzontidae.